UCGCCUCCCGCUGACUUCGUCCCAGCCUCUGCCCCUGGCACUUCCCGCCCUCGCCCGGAGCCGCGCCGCCGCCCCUCGCCGCCCUCCGCGCCGCGCUCCGCUCAGCCCGCGCUCCGCUGCCUCCGGCCGCGCGUGCUUCGUGGGGGCCCGCCGCCUUCGCCGCCGCCCGGCCCGCGCGACUCGGCGCCCCGCGGUCGUCCAGCCCUGAGACCCCGCGCUCCCGCUGACGCAGAGGCGCCGCCAUCCGCGCCGUCACCACGGCCAACACCGGUGCCACGCGCCGCCGCCGUCGCCGCGCCGCCGCCGCCGCCGCCGCGGCUCGCCUGCCGCCCACCAUGGCCCCGCAGCACGCAGGUAGCAGGAAGCGGAAAGCGCCCGCGCACGAGGCCGCCGCCGGGGGCUCGGCGUCGCCGGGGUCGGCCGGGGCGGACAGAGAGGGGCCGCUGCAGCCCAAGAAGCAGAGGCGGCCGGCGCCGCGACGCUCGCUGGUGCACUACCUGAAGGACCGCGAGGUGGGUGCGCCGGGGCGCGCGGGGCUCCCGGGCUUCGAGCGCCAGCUGAGCAGCCACGCGGUGCGGAGCCUGCCCGAGGUGCUGACGGAGCGCCCGCUGGCCCUGGGCACCCUCAACAAGGUGUUCGCGUCGCAGUGGCUGAACGCCAGGCAGGUGGUGUGCGGCACCAAGUGCAACACGCUCUUCGUGGUGGACGUGCACUCGGGCCACAUCACGCGCCUCCCCCUGAUGCGGGACAGGGUGCCGGCGCUGGUCGGGCCCCAGCCGGGCUGCGGCAUCCACGCCAUCGAGCUGAACCCCUCCAAGACGCUUCUGGCCACGGGGGGCGAAAACCCCAAUAGUCUGGCCAUCUACCAGCUGCCCACCCUGGACCCCGUGUGCCUGGGCGACCGCCAGGGCCACAGCGACUGGAUCUUUGCCAUCGCCUGGAUGAGUGACACCGUGGUUGUGAGCGGCUCCCGCGACGGCACCGUGGCUCUGUGGCGUUUGGACCCUGACAUUUUCAGUGACUGCAUUGCCUGGCGCAAUGUGAUGAAGGUGCCCUUGUAUGCCCACAUCCGCCCGAAGGACGUGGAAGCCAUCCCCAGGGCCAGCAUCAAUCCCGGUAACCGCAAAGUCCGCGCCUUGGCUUUCAGCGGCAAGAACCAGGAGCUGGGCUCCGUCUCCCUGGACGGCUACUUCCACCUGUGGAAACCUCGGAGCAACCUGUCCAGGCUGCUGUCCGUCAGGCUGCCCUACUUCCGGGAGAACGUGUGCCUGACCUACUGCGAGGAGUUGUCCCUGUACGCCGUGGGCUCCCAGUCCCACGUCUCCUUCGUAGAUCCGCGCCAGCGCCAGCACAACAUCCGCCCGCUGUGCUCCCGGGAAGGUGGCACUGGCGUGCGCUCGCUGAGCUUCUACCACGACAUCAUCACCGUGGGAACGGGCCACGGCUCCCUGCUCUUCUACGACGUCCGCGCCCAGAAGUUCCUGGAGGAGAGAGGCGACGCCGUCCUGGACUCCUCUCCAGGCACUGCCCGGAGGAAGCUGAAGCUCACCUGUGGCAGAGGCUGGCUCAAACACGAUGGGUUCUGGGUGAACUACUAUGGUGGUGUGGACGAAUUUCCCAAUGCUCUCUACACGCAUUGCUACAACUGGCCAGAGAUGAAGCUCUUUGUAGCUGGGGGGCCUCUCCCUUCUGGCCUCCAUGGGAACUAUGCGGGCCUGUGGAGCUAAGAAUGACCGCUUGUUCUCAAAGUGCACAAAUUUACCUUCCAGUUGUGUUUCUUCACGUUGCCUUUGUGCUUUUGACGCUGUGUGGUUUUAUUUUUCUACAUGGAGUGCGGUUGAGCUUACUUGUGUAUUGGGAGGGGGGAGCAGGGAAGGAAAUCAGAGGGGAGUCUGUGCAAAUACACUUUUAAGCAAUCAAAACUUGGCUUUAAAGAUGAUUCUAUCACCUUCCUUUAUAGCACUAUGUUUCUGUCUUUUACAGGAAUGACAUUUGUCUAAACGUUAAUUACAUUUUUUGUGAUUCACAUGUGGUCUUCCUUUAGGAUUAUGUACUCAUGAUCCUCACUAGAAUUCAGUACUUAGGUUUUACUUGUACUUCAGUAUUCAGCAGUAUAUUCAGAUAAUUUUACACAUUUCAAAUGUAUGGCAUUGGGGGAAAUUGUAUGCUGAAAAGUGUCUUUGGGGCGGGUCUGUGGAACUGCACAUGAUUUGGUUUGUAACUGUACAUAAAUUAGAAAAUGUAGUUCAAGUUCUACAUUUCCACCAUUUGAGGUGUGUUUCAUUUGGAAACGAGAAACUAAAGUUUGCCAAUUUUGUAUCAUCAGUGCAUAAAAUUCUUUGAUAAUAUGUUCUUUCAGUUAAGGCAUCUUAUAAUGUUCAUACCAUUAAUUAAUAUUCUAUUAAAUAACAGUUUUGUUUAUUCAGUAUAACAUUAACAUCACUAUGCCUCUCCCCAGGCCCUUGGCCCUCUUGUUUAAACCAACUGUAUUAUGGUCUGCUCUCCUGGAUUGCAUUUAUACUAUAGAUUUGCAGUGUAAAUCAGUACUGGCCAAUAUAUGUCAAGGUGAUCAGGGAGGUAUUUGGGGCGGGGGUAAACAUUUCUUUAAAGUACAGGUAACACCAUCCAGGUAGUCACCAUGAAAGGCCAGCAGUUGUGCUCAGAACAGGUGAUUUUGAUUUCUUUUUUAAUGUAUACGGGGAUAAGUCUUUUAUAUGGAUAAAAUAUAUGAUGUACUGAAGAAAAAAUAAAUAAAACAUAUUCAGCAUCUUAGCAGUUGUGAGACUAAAGUUUUUCAAUGCUUAAGUAUAUACUUUACUUUUUAAAAUUGUUUAUAGGAAUCUAUUGAUGAAAGCCAAAAUUUCCAGAACUGAAGCUUAAACAGUAACUAUGCACACAUUACUUUGCACAUUUUUUUAAAAGGAAACUUUUUCUUAUAGGUUAAAAAGAUUAAAUACCACAUUAAAUGCCUUAUAUAAGUGGGCUUUGUGUAAGUUUAAGGAUAAUUAGGUGGUCUUUAAAGAUGUUUUAACAAAUCAUUUUUCAUGUAUAGAAACAUACCUGUUGUACUUUUAACUGCUUACACGUACUAUUUAUUUGUAUAUAUGUUUGUGUAUGUUACUCCUGGUGUGAGAAGAUAGAGAUAUAUACCACUUUAUGUAUGUAACUAUCAUAGUUUAAACUAUACAUAUCAGGAUUUGUCACUUGGUUUUUAAAAGAGUAAAUGCAUGUGUAUGAUAAAAAUGUACUGUACAAAAGGUAUACAGUGAAAAGUUUCAGCACCGGUAUAUAUAUGAUUGUAGGCAAAUUUUAUACAAAUUAUAGCAUGCUGUACACAUCUGUGCUAUUUUAGUAAACAAAAGACACUCAUACAGUUCCACUUAAUUUUUGUUCCAUGUUACUUCACUGUAUGGUUGAAAUGUACAUUUUAUUUGUUAAUUGCACCUUUGGUGAGCAUUGAUAGUGCUUCUUGUUUUGUUACUAUAAACUGUUCUACAGUGAUUACUUAAAAUGAUACAUACUUGUGUGCAUAUGUAAGUAUCAGUAUAUCUGCAGGAUAAAUUUCUAGACAUGAAUAAUUGCUGAGU
Molecule: messenger RNA, 3587 nt
Organism: Oryctolagus cuniculus (rabbit)
Lineage: Eukaryota; Metazoa; Chordata; Mammalia; Lagomorpha; Leporidae
Gene: DCAF12L2
Product: DDB1 and CUL4 associated factor 12 like 2
Cellular component (GO): Cul4-RING E3 ubiquitin ligase complex
Molecular function (GO): protein binding
Source: RefSeq, a predicted model, not a curated record